AUGACAGAAAAACUAAUUUCUGAAUCUGGAGUCGAUGUGGGUAGGGUGGUGGUUGCGAACUCUGACGAAGAGCUGACUACGUGCCAGGAAGCCAAGUGGGAGCUUCACAUCACUGAUGCUGAUGGGAAAUCAGUUGAUAAUGCCGGACUCUCAUUCUACGCCGAACUUCGGGGACCAGCGAUUAUUGUGCCCAGAGUCACAUAUCAAGGAAAUGGCGUGUACAACAUGCACUUCACACCACACACUCCUGGAGAAUACAAUGUUCUAAUUCGCCUAGACUUUGCACGGCACGCCGGUGAUCAGGCCUGCACGAAUGAAAACACCUCAUUUAUGCUCGCGCAAAAGCUGCCCAAUGCACCAGAGACCAUUACAGUGGCCUCGAAAAGUAACGGGACCGGUCCUAAUCGAAACGGGACAGUUGCAUCCCACAUGUGCGGUGAGGGUACUAGCAGGACGGAUCAUGAGCGGUACACACUGGGUCUACCUACGGGCCAGUGGAUUGAGGUGUCGUGCAAAGAACCUGCCGAUGACUUCGAGCGAGAAGCGUGCGAUAUUGGUCUGGUCGAAUUCGUUACAGGCUCGAUUGACAAAGCCAUCCCCGAUUCUCCCGAUCGAGGCCAACCCGAAAACUGCCAAUGGGAGAGAGAUUAUCCCAAGAAAGAGGAUCCAAACUAUCUGUGGCGAGCCUUCUCGCCCACAUACAGCCUGUUUCCCACGGAUGAACUAAAGAACACUUGGGUGCACGUCAUGGGCGACUCCAUCGAUCGCUUUAUGCUGUCCGAUACCAUGUGCUGGUUGCUGAACCACAAGUUCGCAGAGGAGGGUCGCAUGUGGGAGGUACCAUAUCUCGACCCCACAAUAGAGCAGCCGCAGAACCGACUCAGGACCAGUGUGAGAGUGUACCAUUGGCCCAAGGCGAAUGUGACGUUCUCGUACUACUCGUUCACCAAGCGUGUGCGUAUUCCGCAUGUACGCAUGUACAACGACAACUAUAAGGCGGCGCGUCAAGAAUGGCCUGGGAGAACCGUGCAUGCGUUGUGGGCCACAAUUGUCCCACUCACCAAGAUGUACCGACCAUCGGUGUUUGUGCUGGCCUAUCACUUGCACCCUGCGAGUGAGGGUCUGACUGAUGACAUCUACAGAGAUACCUUAAAGCAAACUAUUGGACACCUGAGAUCGGGACCGGGACAGGGCACUCCGAUUGUGUGGCGGAGGGGUACUACCACGCACAUGCACAGGAG
This is a messenger RNA of Sphaeroforma arctica JP610, 1241 nucleotides long. RefSeq lists its product as hypothetical. The transcript is spliced from 6 exons. The record is from RefSeq and is a predicted model, not a curated record. The annotation marks the transcript as partial. Gene Ontology annotation, molecular function: protein binding. NCBI's taxonomy places the organism in Eukaryota, Ichthyosporea, Ichthyophonida.